UUGACAAAUAAAGAAGAAAUUUGUUUUCAUAUUUCGCAUCGUAUCCUUUUUUUUUGUUUCUUUGAGCAACAAACACAUCGUCUCCUUAGCCGCCCUUAUUUCUGCACUUCCGUGUCGAAUUUUUUUAGGAGUCACGCGAUCUGAAGCCGAUUGUUGCUGUAUAAUCAGUUUUGUGCUACGCAGAUUCUCGAGCUCUCUUUCACUUUGAGAUCUUUCCCAUCGAAGGGAAAAUUACCAAGGGAGAGGUUUCUCACACAAAUGGAGUUUUCUCUUUUUCUUACCGUUCUUGCUGCUGCAAUAGGUUUCUUAGUGAUUUUUCGAAAAUUCAGAUUCAAUCAAGAAAACAAAGAAAUUGAUUCUUCUUUGCAGCCUCCUUCUUCACCUCCAUCUUCUUCAUCAGUUCAUCCAGCUUCUUCAUCUCAUAACUGGACGCACGAUGUCUUUCCGAGCUUUCGCGGAGAAGAUAUCCGCAGAGACUUUCUCAGUCACAUUCAAAAGGAGUUUAGAAGAAAGGGAAUCACACCAUUCAUCGACAAUGAGAUCAACAGAGGAAAAUCCAUCGGCCCCGAGCUUAUACGGGCCAUUAGAGAAUCUAAGAUCGCGAUCAUCUUGCUCUCGAAGAAUUACGCUUCUUCAAAGUGGUGUCUUGACGAGUUGGUGGAGAUUAUGAAGUGCAAAGAAACCGUGAUCCCCGUUUUCUAUAAAGUAGAUCCUUCUCAUGUAAAGAAGCUGACCGGAUAUUUUGGAAAAGUUUUCAAAGAAAAUUGUGUGGGUAAAAGUAAAGAGGAUAUUGGGAGAUGGAAAGAAGCUUUGGACGAAGUGUCCACAAUCGCUGGUUACCAUUCAAGCAACUGGGAUAAUGAAGCGGUCAUGAUUGAAGAAAUAGUCACAAGUGUUUCAAAAGCGCUUAUAAAUUCUGUGCCAUCAAGUGAUUUCGACAAUUUAGUUGGGAUGAGAGCUCAUAUGGAAAAGAUGGAACCAUUCCUCGGUCUAAACUCUAAUGAAGUGAAGAUGAUAGGGAUUUGGGGUCCAUCCGGAAUUGGUAAAAGCACCAUCGCCAGAGUUCUGUUUAGCCAGAACUCUCAUGAGUUCCAGUUUAGUGUCUUCAUGGAAAAUAUCAAAAGUCGCUAUCCAAGACCUUUUUUCGAUGUAUAUAGCACGAAAAUGCAAUUACAAAAAGAGUUUCUGUCUCAAAUAAUCAACCAGGAGGAUGUCACUAUUCGUCAUUUGGGAGUUGCAAAAGAGAGGUUAAAAAAUAAGAAAGUGUUUAUUGUUCUUGACGAUGUUGACCACUUAGCGCAACUAGAUGCAAUGGUGGAAGAAACUCGGUGGUUUGGCCCUGGAAGUCGAAUUAUUGUCACAACACAAAAUAAAGAACUUUUAGAUGCACAUGCGAUUAAGCAUAUUUACAAGGUGGAUUUUCCACCAUACAACGAGGCUCUUCAAAUCUUUUGCAUGUAUACUUUUGGUCAAAAGUAUCCAUAUGAUGGUUUUGAGAACCUUUCUAUGGAAGUUACGAACCUUGCUGGUAAACUCCCUUUGGGACUAAGGAUUAUGGGAUCUUACUUUAAAGGAAUGCCCAAGAAGGAGUGGGAAGAGGAACUACCAAGGUUAAGAAUUAGACUUGAUGGAGAUAUAGAAAGUAUUUUAAGGCUCAGUUAUGAUGCCUUAGGUGAUGAAGAUCAAGCUUUAUUUCUUCAUAUAGCCUGCUUUUUCAACAAUGAAUGGAUUGUGAAAGUGGAAGAGUAUCUUGCAGAGACUUUUGUUGGUGUGAAAGCUCGCCUUCGUAUUUUAGCUGAGAAAUCUCUCAUUUCGAUGGAAUCGGGAUACAUAAAGAUGCAUAGUUUACUAGCACGUUUGGGUAGAGAAAUUGUCCGUAAGCAAUCCCCUAACAACCCUGGGCAGCGUCAGUUUUUGGUUGAAGCUAGAGAUAUAUACCGGGUACUACGUAGUGAUACACUAGGUAGUCAAAGCGUUAUAGGCAUAGAUUUGACGGAUUACGAGUUCGGGAUGGAGUGGAAGAUAAGUGACGAAACCUUUGAAAGAAUGUUCAAUGUCCAAUUCUUAAGAGUCCAUUGUUACCCCAGUUCGUAUAAACUGGAAAGUCUGAACCGUCUACCUCAAGACAUUAGAUUACUAUAUUGGAUAUACUUUCCCUUGACAUGUCUACCUUCUGAUUUUAAUCCGGAGUUCUUGGUGGAAAUAAACAUGAGUGAUAGCAACCUUGAAAAAUUAUGGGAAGGAAAUAAAGCGAUUAGAAAUCUCAAGUGGAUGGAUUUGUGUAAUUCUAAAAAUCUAAAGGAGCUUCCUGAUUUUUCAACUGCCACUAAUCUUCAAAAAUUGGAUCUUAGUUAUUGCUCAAGUCUUGUGGAGCUCCCCUCUUCUAUUGGGAGCAUGACCAGUCUAGAGAAUUUGGAUCUCUCCGGAUUGUCAAACCUUGUGGAGCUCCCUUAUUCUAUAGGGAACAUGACCAAUCUCAAGAAGUUACAUCUCAAAGAAUGUUCAAGCCUUGUGGAGCUCCCCUCUUCUAUUGGGAAUAUGACUAAUCUCAAGGAAUUACAUCUCAAAAGAUGCUCAAGUCUUGUGAAGCUCCCUUAUUCUAUUGGGAAUAUGACUAAUCUAAAGAAGUUGCAUCUCAAAGAAUGCUCAAGCCUUUUGAAACUCCCUUCCUCUAUUGGAAAUAUGACUAAUUUUGAGAAGUUGAAUCUCAAGGGAUGUUCAAGCCUACAAAAGCCGUCCUUUUCUUUUGGGAAUAUGACUCAUCUCAAGAAGUUGGAUCUCACGCAGCUGUACUUAAGUGACACAGGGAUACAAGAAAUUGCUUCAUGGGUCAAGAAAAUGUCUCGUCUGAAGACACUUGUAAUCAAUGGAUGCACGAAGCUGGUUUCGCUCCCACAGCUUCCAGAUUCAUUAGAAAUCAUACAUGCAGAAAAUUGCGAAUCCCUGGAGAGACUAGAUUGCUCUUUUUACAAGACAAAGUUUACUGAGCUCAGCUUUGUUAACUGCUUCAAACUGAAUCAAGAAGCAAGAAACCUUAUCCUCAAGGCAUCGACAAAAAGAUGGGCAGUCUUUCCGGGAGAAACGGUGCCUGCAUAUUUCAGUUACAGAGCCACCGGGAGUUCAGUGUCAAUGAAAUUGAAUGGAUUAUUAGAUACACGUUUCCCCACAUCCUUGAGAUUUAAAGCUUGCCUCUUGCUGGUUACUAAGCCUUCCGAUGUUGACGCUGCUGCUUGGAGGGAUCCGUAUAUAUCUUAUUGCAUCAAGGACAAACUGAGUGGUGUCGAGGUUAAGCUUUAUGCUGUUAGAUUCUGCCAAAUUUGGGGGAAGCUGUCUCCACAAUCAGAGCAUCUGGUCGUAAUCGAAUUUGAAGAAACUGUGAGUUCUCCCGAAUUAGUCUUUGAGUUCAGUUUCAGAUAUAAAAACUGGGAGAUUAAGGAAUGCGGGCUACGUCCUCCUGAAAGCUUGGCUCUUUCAAUGUUGAUGGAAGAUGAAGAAACAAUUCGCAUUGGGUUUGAGUAAAUUGUAUCAGCUUCUUUGAAUAAGUGCUCAUCUCGAUCCGGUCAGUAUCUAAACUAACAGCUUCAGAGAGUUUUAAAGCAAGCCCGGUUUUGAGUUCCAAGUAAGAGAUUGUUUAAAUUUCCUCUUCUGUUAGACUUGUAAAACUGUUAAAUUGCUCAGAAUUUGUUUAAGUUCCUCUUCUUAACACAGCAUUAUCAAUAAAGGGUUGUUCCCCGCCUCUGAUCCAAGGAUGUUCAAAGAAGAGCCACAAUGAUAAGUACAAGACUGUUAAAGGGUUUGCAAGUAACUUGUAAAUGAAUUACAAUGUUUUGGGGAUUGUAAAGCUUUACCAAAGAAAUUGUGCUGCAGAGAUUAUAUUCUUGGGAUCCUUACUGAGUAUUUUUCGUGACAAGGUCUUUAGCAUUCUCAGAUAUAGAGGCCUAUGAUUGAUUAUCAACUAACACUACCAUAAUUGAGAAUCUGUUUCUUUUUUUUUUCAGUGGAGCAGGAUAGGUUUCUCUUAUUGAGUAUGCUCAUUUAACUGGAAGAUCUUUCUGAAUGCUGUUGAGAGAUCCAAGCUUUGGUUAAGGAAUAAGGGCUUGUUCUCUUUCUAUCAAGAUAGUCACCAAGAGUGUUGCCUAUCCGGAAAGUGAGUCCUCUGAGGCCUGCGUUAAAGGGUUUAUUUACGCGCUUGGAUCACUAUAUUGGUGUCCCUUUUUGCAAGCAAUGGAAGCUUCGUGAUGAAUUGGCGUCGUUUCAGAAUGCUAGAAACAGAUGAAGAUCAUGAGAUUCUCUGCUGAAGCUUUUUUAGCUUUUGUAUAGUUGUGGUGAAAAUAGUGUGUGCCUUUGUGCUGUUAGUUUCUGCCAAACUUCUCACUACAAUAAGAACAUCCAAAAAUGUACACUCAAAAGGCAAAGAUUCAAAACAUCAAAGCAGAGUUAAAAUCAAGAGACAACAAGUGUUCUCUUUAUCUUA
Molecule: messenger RNA, 4474 nt
Organism: Raphanus sativus (radish)
Lineage: Eukaryota; Viridiplantae; Streptophyta; Magnoliopsida; Brassicales; Brassicaceae
Product: probable disease resistance protein RPP1
Exons: 5
Coding region: 259-3519 (1086 amino acids)
Biological process (GO): defense response; signal transduction
Molecular function (GO): ATP hydrolysis activity; protein binding; ADP binding
Source: RefSeq, a predicted model, not a curated record